AUGAUUGCGGCAACGGCAGCCAUGAUUGCCACCAAAAUGCAACUUGUGCAAAUACCGCUGGAAGCUUUAAUUGCAGCUGUCAGUCAGGAUUCGCAGGAAAUGGCCGCCAAUGUCAUGGUAUAAUAUUGCCCGAUUUUCAAUUGAUCUGAAGGUUUGUGUCGAUCUUGAAUUAUGUUUUACAUUUUUUUUCCCUUCUUUUUAAUUAGAUAUCGAUGAAUGCAGCAACGGUAGCAAUGAUUGCCACCAAAAUGCAACUUGUGCAAAUACCGCUGGAAGCUUUAAUUGCAGCUGUCAGUCAGGAUUUGCAGGAAAUGGCCGCCAAUGUCAUGGUAUAAUAUUGCCCGAUUUUCAAUUGAUCUGAAAGUUUAUGUCGAUCUUGAAUUAUGUUUUACAUUUUUUUCCCUUCUUUUUAAUUAGAUAUCAAUGAAUGCAGCGACGGUAGCCAUGAUUGCCACCAAAAUGCAGCUUGCAUAAAUACCCCUGGACAGUUUUAUUGCAGUUGUCAGCCAGGAUUCACGGGAGAUGGUCAUCAGUGUUAUGGUAUGACUCACUUCUUAAAGGAAUUGCACUUAAAUUUGGAAUCGGUGAUAAAUCGUAAAACCGGCGACCAGCGCGAUGAAUGCAAACAAAGCCAAUUACAAUCGCCACAAACAUAAUAUGUCUUGUGUUUAUACUCAGCUGGAAAGAAAUUCGUAUAAGGCCAGAAGUUACACUGUCAUGAUUACAUAUCGAUGAAUGCAGCAAAGGUAGCCGUGAUUACCACCAAAAUGCAACUUGUGCAAAUACCGCUGGACGCUUUAAUUGCAGCUGUCAGUCAAGAUUUGCAGGAAAUGGCCGCCAAUGUCAUGGUAUAAUAUUGCCCGAUUUUCAAUUGAUCUGAAGGUUUGUGUCGAUCUUGAAUUAUGUUUUACAUUUUUUACCCUUCUUUUUAAUUAGAUAUCGAUAAAUGCAGCAACGGUAGCCAUGAUUGCCACCAAAACACUCCAAAAAGACUCCAAAAAAUACUUAUAUAAAGACUUCUUCGAAAUUUCUAAACUAGAGCUACACUUAAUUUCAUUGGGAAGUGAAUUCCAAAACCUAGUGGCUGAUACUUGAAAAGUCCUAGCACCUUCUGAUUCUCUUUUAUACUUUGGACAAAUUAAAUUCAAAGAUCCAUAUCUACUUUGUCUUUCAGUAGAACGAAUGUCGAUGUUUCGUUUGAGUAAUUCUAGCACAUAAUCGGGACACACCCCGUUCAAACGUUUAUAAACUAAUGGGCAAUGAUUAAUCUUAGCUUCAAGAAGAAAAGAUAGCCAUGAUUGCCACCAAAAUGCAACUUGCAUAAAUACCCCUGGACACUUAAAUUGCAGCUGUCAGCCAGGAUUCACGGGAGAUGGUCACCAGUGUUAUGCCGGUAUGACUCACUUCUAAAAGGAACAGCACUUAAAUGUGGAAUCGGUGAUAAAUCGUAAAACCGGCGACCAGCGCGAUAAAUGCAAACAAAGUCAAUGAGCCACAAUCGCGAUAAAUGCAAACAAAGCCAAUGAGCCACAAUCGCCACAAACAUAUAUAUGUCCUUGUAUUUAUACUCAGCUGGAAAGAAAUUCGUAUAAGGCCAGAAGUUACACUGUCAUGAUAACAAUAAUAUUUUACUUUUUUGUAUUGGAUCGGGAAUCUAAUUCUUUAAUCUUUAAUGUCUCGUAGCAAUAGCAGCCCUGCUUUAUUGCCACCGGCAAGGAAUUUGUGUUAAUAUUGCUAGGCACCUGUCAGCCAGUUAUCUCCCGAAAAGGCCGUCAGUGACGUUUCGUAAUUUGCUUCUUCCUUAGUAAGAAAAUAAACUUUACUUGAACUUCGACCAAUAGACCUUUUUACCGAUACGGCGACCAUAUUGAAUUAAUUCAAUUUAAGGAGUAUUUAACAAUUAUUCCACGAGGGCGAGUUGGAUAUGAGAUAAUAGAUAGCCAACGAGGCGCGUAGCGCCAAAUUGGCUAUAAUCAUCUCAUAUCCAACAAGCGCGAGUGGAAUAAUUGUUUUAUUAAAAACGCCCACAAAAAUCUCGUUGAAUCUCUCCGACUAGAACAAACCGGAAAAGACAAGGGACUUCCGCUAUUCACAUGGAACACGUCUAUCAAAACUGUCAACGCGCGAACGGACUCGCCUGGACUGCAUGAAUCAAAAAUCAAAACAUUGUAGCGAUGAACAUAAGUUUUUUAAAAACUCAUCGGGAUUCUAGGAUUUUACACAGCAGAACAGCUAAAAAAAACCUGGCAGAUAAUGUGAAGGAAAAGAAUUUUUAAGUGACAGCUGUCAAAAUUACUGUGCCUUUGGAUUUUCGGUGCAGUUAUAAAAGUAAGAACAACGGAGAAAAACUAUUACCUCGGUCGGUUGUUAUGAACUUCUUUGAAGCCACAAGCUGGUUUUGCUGAACGAGAAAAGAAGCUAUACUGCCGCCUCGAUUGCUCUAGUGAAUGGCUACAUAGCCUGUAUUUGUAGCUGGUUACUUGUGAUUUAUAUUCUUGAUGUCGGAUAAACAAGCCGCAGUUAUCUAUCGGCGAGUGACUCGAUCGGCGAAUGACUUCGCGAUCAUGAAGAAACAGCACUUGUCUUCUUUCGUAGCUGGUCAAGGUACUUUAGUUCCAUGUGUUUUCAUGUGUUUUUCGACAAACUUUCAAACAAGCUCUUGUGGCUUUUUUGGUUGUUUUUGUCUUUUUUCUUUCGAUGAAAGUGCAUUUCUAGUGUUCUAAGAAAUGAAUUAAAACAAUUUGCUUCGGGCGCCGUUCUAUCCUUCGCGAAAAAAAUCUCAGCUAGCUUCCAAUUUUAAACUGAAGCGUACACCGACCAUAUAUGGAGAGCAUGGUAUAAUAGCUCAUAUACCAUAAUGGCUAAGCCAAUCAAAAUGCUAGAAUUUCGUUAACCAAUGAUUCAGUUUUUGAUAAUAGAGGAUGCCCAAAGGGCUUGGGUGCUUUUCGGGACAUUUUUUCUUAAAGUUUUCUUAGAAUAAGAUUGUAAUGGGAAAAAAGAUCCUUGUGCCGUGUUUGGAUGUAGUAAUGAUCGCCUUUUUCUAGUUUAGUAUUAGAAAUAAUGUAUUUCACUGUAUAUUUCUCGGGAAAAAGGCGAUAAUUAUUACAUCCAAACACGGCACAAGAAUCUUUUUUCCCAUUACAAUCUUAUUCUAAGAAAACUUUAAGAAAAAAUGUCCCGAAAAGCGCUCGAAAAUACCAACGAAAUGUGCUCAUGCCCCCUGGGCAUCCUAUAAUACUCCUUAAAUCGAAUUAAUUCAAUAUGGCCGCCGUAUCGGUAAAAAGGUCUAUUGCUUUUGCUUUAUGGUCUGAAUAUAUAUGACAGAGUGGAUCGAAUUUUGAAAUUUCGACUAAAGAAGAGAUAAAAUUAUAGUUUAUGUCAUAGAAAGUAGAAAGAAACAAUCACAUCUUCAUGAGAGACGUUCUACUAAGCCCUUCUUCCUCAAAUAUCUUGGAAUUACCGCGCCAAUCCUUCUAAGCCAUAACACAAACAGUUACUGGCAAGAAUCGGAUACGUAGUUCCUGAGGACUCGCAGCAGCUAACCACCAAAUUCAAAAUUUAAAAAUACGCAGAUCAAUUCUUCCAUCACGAUUUUUUCGAUUUAUACGAGUUUUAAGUAAAAUGGAUAUACAUCUAAUUAAUUGAUUAAUAAAUGGCGGACCCAAGAUGGUGGAUGGUUCCGGAUCUUUGUUUAUAAUAAAUGACGUCAUCGUGAUUUCACUGUGAAGUUAUUAAACCGAGAAAACAGCGAAACUGUCAGCUGGAAACAAACCUAUUCCUCGAAUCUCUCAUUCAGUUGUCAGACUCGGGUGCAGCUCAAUUCUAUCGACUGAAGCGGUUGCUGCACACAUGCGGAGCCUAAUGUAGUAAGAUCGAAAGAGUUUUCCUAAACAAGAACGCAUCGAAGUGGGAGGAAAGGGAAUAUUGUUCGAGCGGGGUUCUUCAAGAAAUUUGUCAUGCUGUACGUGUGAACUGCGUUAAGAAAAUGACGUCACAAAGCAAUUGUCUUGUGCUCUUGGUAACCAGGCCACGGAAAGAUAGCGUUUUAAUGGCGCAUUAAAAUUAAUGGUUUUUGAGCGCAAAAAACGACCACUUUCCUUAAUCGUAUGAAGCUAUAAUUUGCACACCAUGUACUGCAAGUACUAAACUGCCAAUCUAGCAAAAAAAAAAUGAUAGCCAAGGAUUUGAUCGUAGUAGAACUUUAAGGCGGUAAUCCAUAAAAUAAACGACACUACUCCUCAAGGCAGGUACUAUCAGCGUGGGCUUUUUAACCUUGAACAACCUUGUACCGUGAGCUAAUUAUUAAGAAACUAUAAACUAAUUAUUAAGAAACCCGGCCAUACACAAGAUAAACCUUAAGAAUAACAAUUUUUUUGUAAACAAAUCAUGUACUAAGUUAACCUCACUGUACAGAAGAAAGAAUAGACAGAAGCGUUGCGUCGGUUGUCCAAGAACGGCUGAGUAAGGAACGAAAUAUAAAGACGAGGCAAUGGAUUAUAAACAACUUGUCCAGGUUUUGUCCCAUAUGCCUCCGACAAGAAUUGCCGCCGUGACAGCGAUCCUUUAAUUAUGUUUGAGCGGAUUAACUUUAAUAGACUGCAGUUUUCAUGUUUUAUUCAGUCCAAAUGUAGUUCAUGUGAUGUUACCGAAGAGAACCGUUUCUUCCAAAUUUCGGCAUUACAUUUAGCUGCAUAUGUACGCAUAAUUAAAAAAGAAAAGACAAAGGGAAAGGGGAAAUUUCUUUGAUAACUGAUCACAUGACGUUUAUUUGGGUAACAAAGGCAUACAAGCAGUUGUGCUUUAGUUGGUUGAACAUUAAAGUUUGCUAAAUGCAGUGCUCACCUUUAAUGAAAGUACAGUAAGAUGUAUUAUACUUCGGAUUUAUUUUGCCACACAUACUUCUUCUUUCAGACCUCAAGGAAGGGAAAAAGUCGGUAAAAUCUUAGCCAUCUCAAGACCGUCAUCCACGCGCACUCUAGGAUUCCACAUUAUGACACCGAGUUAAACCACAUUUAAUUGUAUUUCUGUCGUACUUUGUGGGACCCACGAUCACCCUAUGUCACCCGACACAUAUACAGCAGUGGUAAUUCUUCAUAUUUGGUCGCAAAUUGUCUUUGGUCAAACAUUUACAAAAAUCACAACCAAAGUUUCGAAAGAGUUUUGCUGUUCGAGAAACCGGCAAAACGUGAAAUGUAGCGUUUGCGUCAUAGCUGGGAAAAUAACGAUUACAAAUUUGCCAAAAUUCUGGCAUUUUUAAAGUGUUCAGGAAAAAAACUGGCUUAAGGAAAUUUAUUUAUUUCAGUGCUGAAUUGCUCUCAUUUGUUUUCUUAUCCAGAUUGUUCCAGUUAUCACUUUGAAAAAUACCAAGAUUUACCAACCAGAGGAGCUCACGCCGUGGAACAUUUCACCAUUAACGGAAGUCUUUUUCUAGCGUUCGCCAACCAUGAAAGUGAUACCACCGAAAAAUAUAACACAGAUUCUUUUAUCUACAAGUUCAACGAUUUGACUGAAAAAUUCUUUCUUUACCAGACCAUAGGCACACAUGGAGGGCAUGACGUGGAAUAUUUUACAAUUUCUGGCGAACAUUAUCUUGCUGUUGCUAAUGUUCAAAAUGAAAAUACGUUCAGAUUGAACUCAGUUAUUUAUCUUUGGAAUGGAACAUUGUUUGUUGCCUUUCAAAACCUUACAACGAAAGGAGGAGCCAGCUUUAAUUUUUUUACAAUAGCGAAAGAACCUUUUCUUACCGCAUGCAAUCUCUUUGAUGAUGUUACGAAAAGUAUCAACUCAACCAUCUACAAGUGGAAAAACAACAUGUUUGAAAAGUUUCAGGAGAUAGCGACAGAGGCAGGUCGUGGAAGUGCUGCGUUUGUAAUUAACAAUGAAAGCUACAUUGCCUUUGCAAACGCCGUCCCGUCGGCAACAUCAGUAGUUUAUAAGAGGGCUGGGAUGCACUUUGUCGAGCUGCAAAAGCUUCAAAAGCAUAGUGCAAUGAAUGUAAAGUCCUUUUACAUUAAUGAUGAUGUGUUUCUCGCCACUGCCUCUCAACCCACACAGUCGUUCGUUCACAAGUGGAAUGGAAGUCAGUUUUUCCUAUUUAAGACUAUUCCUACUUACCGGGCCAGGGUCCUGUAUCCCUUUGUUAUGUGCGGUCAAACAUUUCUUGGUGCGGCUAAUCGGCGUAGGGGUGGCACCUACCACAUAAAGUCAGUGGUGUAUCGGUUCUCUCAGGACCAGUUCACUGAAUACCAGAAGAUUUCAACUUUUGGAGCUGUUGAUAUGACGUCAUUUGAGCACAAGGGUUAUACUUACUUGGCCAUUGCUAAUUCAGGAAAUGAGAAC
This is a messenger RNA of Porites evermanni, 6339 nucleotides long. NCBI's taxonomy places the organism in Eukaryota, Metazoa, Cnidaria, Anthozoa, Scleractinia, Poritidae. The record is from the annotation of a GenBank genome assembly.